ACCCCAAUCUUACACCUCUGGGUCCACAGAAAUCUGGGUCCACAAAACUGUGAGACAAAAAAGUUGCCUCAUACAACUAAUUUCAGUCGUAUUAGACACAAAAUAAAAUUUUCCGUAUGUUUCCUGUUGUAUCUCACUCUGUAAUUUUUCUGCCUUUUUGUCACUAGAAAAAUGUAUGGAACCUAUUGUGUUAGACAAAUUACUGACUAUUGUAAUGAAACAAGUAUAAAUGGAAUAGAAUAGAUAUUGAGAAUUGGUGCCCUGAAGACUUUGGUUCAGUGGUUAGAGGCAGCAGCGGCGGAGCCAUGAUUUCGAUUCAAAAUAUAAAAAAAGUAAACACACAAAAAAGGAGCCUAGUGCACAAGGCAUCCCGCGUUCACAUUGGGUUCGCGGAAGCGCUGCACCCCAAGGGGUGUAAUGUAAACAGCCUAUCAUGAUGCAAGCAUUAGUGGCUGCUUCCACGGCAUGAACCCGUGACCUAUACGGAGACAACUCGAACCCAUGACCUAUAGAUCCUCAAAAUUUCUCAGUUACACCAAAAAAGAAAAAGGAAAAAGAUACUGAGGGUUGGUACAGCUUACUCCUAGAAGUUUGGGAUUGAAGUGUUAUUGGUUGCAAAUACUCAUAUAUCCAUUGCUGUUUCUUCAAUGACUUUUUUCCUUCUAAGUUGUGCUGUUUUUUCUUUCACUUUUUGGCUUCAUUAAGGUCUGUUGGGAAUAAAGGAAACUGAUUCCUGGGGAUGGAUAGAAAAGCAUAAGAAUACCAUCUUUGAAGUGAAAAUGGUAUCUGAGUAAGAUUAGAUUCUUUGGAGGAUCAAUUGAAGGGGUUAAAUUGUAAAAACUAGGUGUGUCGCAUUUAAUCUUUGGGUGUAGAAGGCGAAGUGGUUGGAUGAACAGUGAUGUUGAAACGAAACCAGAAAGUGUAUGCUUGUCAAUUUUAGGCAGUCAAACUUAUAAAGCUUCAGAAGAGUGGAAUGCUCCAAAACCCAGGCACUCACGUCUUCUGAAGAGUGCUCUACAACGCCAAACUUCAUCUAAAGAACAGUCUGACCUUUGGAUGCCUUUGGCCUACCAAGGAUGGAAACCCUGUACUGAAUCUGUCACCGCCUCUUCACUACCUGAAAAAUCUGAGGGAUACAUUCAAGUGUUCCUCGAUGGAGGAUUAAAUCAACAAAGGAUGGCGAUCUGUGAUGCAGUUGUUGUUGCCAAGAUCCUGAAUGCUACACUUGUGAUCCCUUAUUUGGAAGUAAAUCCUGUUUGGCAAGAUUCAAGUACAUUCAAGGAUAUCUUUGAUGUCGAUCAUUUCAUCAAUGUAUUGAAAGAUGAUAUAGCAAUAGUUAAAGAGCUGCCCGAUGAAUUCUCUUGGAGCACACGAGAGUAUUAUGCAACUGCUGUUCGACCUACCAGAAUCAAGACAGCACCAGUUCAUGCUUCGACAAACUGGUAUUUGGACAAUGUAUUGCCUGUCCUGCAGAGUUAUGGGAUUGCUGCCAUAGCACCAUUUUCUCACCGACUGACAUUCGACAACUUGCCUAAGUACCUCCAACACCUUCGAUGUAAAGUGAACUUUCAAGCACUAGCCUUUGUUCCUCACAUAAGACAUCUUGGAGAUGUCCUUCUCAGUCGCCUCAGAGAUCCUUCUGCGAAAGGUGGUAGUAAUUACCUGAGAGAGGUUAGUGAGAAGUACAAGCUAGGAGCAGGGAAGUUUGUUGUUCUGCACCUCCGCUUUGACAAGGAUAUGGCUGCACACUCAGCGUGUGAUUUUGGUGGUGGAAAGGCUGAAAAACUGGCAUUAGCCAAAUACAGGCAAGUGAUUUGGCAGGGAAGAGUCCUAAACUCUCAAUUUACUGAUGAAGAGUUGAGAAGUCAAGGACGGUGCCCGUUGACUCCAGAAGAAAUUGGAUUACUGCUGGCAGCUUUGGGAUUUGACAACAGCACUCGAUUAUAUCUUGCCUCCCAUAAGGUUUAUGGUGGGGAAGCUCGGAUCUCAACUCUGAGAAGUUUGUUUCCGCUGAUGGAAGACAAAAGGAGCCUUGCUUCUUCAGAUGAAAGAGCUCUUAUUAAAGGGAAGGCUUCCUUACUGGCUGCGGUUGAUUAUUAUGUCAGCAUGCACAGUGAUAUUUUCAUUUCCGCGUCCCAAGGAAAUAUGCACAAUGCGAUGGUGGGGCAUCGAACUUAUUAUAAUCUGAAGACAAUAAGGCUUAACAUGGCCUUAUUAGGCCAGCUUUUCCUGAAUAAAACCCUUAGUUGGCCAGAGUUCAAAGAGGCAGUUGUGGAAGGACACAAGAACCGACAAGGGCAGAUCAGACUUCGCAAACCUAAUCAAUCUCUGUAUACGUAUCCUGCUCCUGAUUGCAGUGGCGGAUCUAGAGUGCAGCUACCGGGUUCCCGGGAACCCAGUAGCUUUUGCGUAGACCCUAUAUUUCUAUUAAAAAUCCACCAAAUAUUUAUGAAUAUCUAACUGUGAACCCAGUUAUUAUUGUAUAUUAAUCUGAGAAUAUAACAGGAACCCAUAUACUUUAAAUCCUGGAUCCGCCUCUGCCUGAUUGCAUGUGCCAGGGUUGAGUGUGCCUUUACAGUAUCUUUGCUGAUAUUAGGUUACCUUUCGUGCCUCCAAUGUUAAAAUUAAAGCCUGACCCCUUUAUCUAUAGAUAUAUUUAUGUUACCACAUGAGAGUUACUGUUCUUGCGCAAUAUGUAUUACAAUUUGGUAUUAGUCCUGUCAUGACCAUGAUACAGAGA
This is a messenger RNA of Nicotiana attenuata, 2740 nucleotides long. RefSeq lists its product as uncharacterized. NCBI's taxonomy places the organism in Eukaryota, Viridiplantae, Streptophyta, Magnoliopsida, Solanales, Solanaceae. Bases 889 to 2460 code for a protein of 523 amino acids. The transcript has 10 exons. The record is from RefSeq and is a predicted model, not a curated record.